CCCAUUUGUCACCGGACAGUCAUCACAGUGGAAUGGCAACAGCAUACAUGUACAAUUUCCUGUCCAUUUCAUCCUGAUUUAGCAAUUUUCUUUUUCAUGAGGACCAUUUACACUUGUAAUGCUUUCACAACAGGAACACACUUGUCCCUGCAUCAAUGGCUGCCCAUGGUACCAUGAUCACUUCUAUGAAUGCCCACUGUGCUGGAAAUCCUACUGCUCUUGCAUGAGUGACACAGUGGCAACAGUAUAUCAAAUGUAUCUCUCUCAUGUGAAUCAAAGUGAUUGACAUGCCAACGUAAAAACAUGGAACAUCAGUGAACAUGUACAGGUGCUGGUACCGGCAGCAAUGAUGGCCAUUGUUCUGUGACAGUAUUGCCAUACCGCUGUUUCAUGCGUGACGUAAACAAAUCCUGCCAUGAGCAGCACAAUUGAUAGCUUCAGCAACAUCAUGACAGAAUAGAGAAUAUUCAUAAAAAAGUAAUUGGCCGCAUGUAUGUGUAUGUACAUGGACUUUGUUAUUUUGCCUCAUCCUGCUUGACGGCGCAUGAACUUUAUAGGCUAAUAUUGCACUGUUUCAGAUUUGUCAUACAGCCACAAUGAACACCUGUACUGUUCUUCAGAGUAAUGAAAAGCGUUAAAAGCAAGCACUAUGUGAUAUAUCCGCAUUGAACCCAGGCCAUUUGAUGUGCACUCGUGACUUCCCUGCCACAUGUGUGUACUUAUGAACCACGAGGAACUGCAGUGCUUACCAGUGUCGAGACACAUAAUUAACGUCUGAUCAUGACAACUGAGCCCUUGAUGCCGAGAGAGUCUGGCAAACUCAUCGCCUCAAAGAGUCAAGAUGUCACCAUCUCAGAAGAUGGGGCCUGCAAUAUUGCUAACACGAUUUUCGGAAGUUUAAAGAAGAACGAAUACAGCGUGAAGAUAUGGAAACAACAUGAUCUGCACCCUAAACUGAUAACAAAAGAGACUCUCGAUUGGAUCUUUGUAGUUGACACAUUGAACUUCUCCUUCUGGAGUGAAACAAAUGACAAGCGAUUCCUGGUGGACUAUCGAGGCGGUACGCACAGCGGCUACUGGGCCCUGUGUGCUGCGAUCAACAGGGCAUUGGAUGAAGACAUUCCAAUCACAUCACCAUCUUAUUACUCUUCGAUCACCAUGGACCAGUUGAGGCACAUAUUCCGGUCAGCAACGGACACGGACAUACCGCUCCUAGACAAGAGGCUGGAGCACUUACACGAAGCUGGCAGCGUCCUUCUAGAAAAGUUUGGAGGCUCGUUUGUCAACUGCGUCUCCCAGUGUGAUAAUAAGGCUUCCAAGCUGCUGCAUCUAAUCACUGAGAACUUUCCGUCAUACCGAGACGUUGCCAUGUUUGAAGGAAUGGCCGUUUCUUUGUACAAAAGGGCACAAAUCCUGAUUGCUGAUAUUUGGGCGUGCUUUGAAGGCAAAGGUUAUGGAAAGUUCAGCGAUAUAGAAAUUCUGACUAUGUUUGCAGAUUACAGAGUACCUCAAGUCUUGAACUAUUUUGGAGUUUUAAAGUAUUCAUCCCGUCUCCAAGAGAUUCUCCACUCAGGCCGUCUCUUCACACCAGGGGAGAGGCUAGAGGUUGAGAUUAGAGGUUGCUCCAUCUGGGCUGUUGAGCUGAUACGACAGAAACUGAAGGACUUGAUGACCCAAGACUCAUCGCUGUCGGGACUGACUCUGAACAGUGUCAUCAUUGAUUUCUAUCUGUGGGACUACUCCAAAGACCACUGGAGGGACAUGCAGCAUAUUCCCAUCCACAAGAUACGCAGUACAUUGUAUUGAAGCAAUCAAACCUGCCUGUGACCAAGUCUUACAGAUAAGUAUCCUUGUUGUUAAGACUGUAUCAACUGCAUGUUCACAAAGAGUGUCAUGAAUAGCAACACUAGGGUUUAUGUCUAGAAGGAUCAAUGCAAUUAAUUUUUCUGAGAUUCACCUCUUGUGCGUGUUUCAACUCUUCUGCAGCACAUGGAAACUGAAAUCUUUUUAAACAUUCAAAAUUGAUCAAGCUUUUCCAGACAAGUGAGGGCGCUCUUUAUAGUGUGAUGUAAAUCUGGGAAGAAGACCCUGUUCCAUUUGUAUGUUCUCAUGUUCAAGUUUUGAACCACACAUCUGCUGCUUGCAGGCAUUUUGACAUAAAGUAUUCAAUAGUAAAUUGCCAAAGGAAAUGGAAACCUUCAAUGUAUGAACAAUCUUGUAAUUUUGGUGUACAAAUCAAUGUACAUUGUACCAUUGAGGUUUAGUGCCUUGGACUACUCGUAGUUUUGUGCAUGAAUAUGUAAAUUCACAUGAGCAUAAAACCAAAAGGCCCCAAUGCUAGACAAAAAUAACAAAAUGUAACUUAAAAGUGAGGUUAAAGGGACCACGUAAUAGAAAGAUUUUACUAAAGUCCCUGAAAUUUUACUUUUA
Messenger RNA from Acanthaster planci (crown-of-thorns starfish), 2430 nucleotides. RefSeq names its product chromosome 9 open reading frame 64 (gene c9orf64). The record is from RefSeq and is a predicted model, not a curated record. Lineage: Eukaryota; Metazoa; Echinodermata; Asteroidea; Valvatida; Acanthasteridae.